Messenger RNA from Paramecium sonneborni, 3366 nucleotides. Lineage: Eukaryota; Ciliophora; Oligohymenophorea; Peniculida; Parameciidae. The record is from the annotation of a GenBank genome assembly.
AUGACAUUAGAACAAGCUGUAAUAUUUAUUAUAAUUUAGUUAUAUGAAGAUAGAGAGUAUAUAAGAUUAUAAAAACUAACUGAAGCAUUAAAAUAAAUAACAAAUGAAAUGCCUUAUAUGAAAUCUUUUAAUUAAGUAUCGACCAUAAAAUAUUGUAAAAUAUAUUAGUAAUAUAAAAAGUAUUAUGUGCUUAUCCAUUCAAUCCAAUAAGUGUAGAACUUGUGAUUUCUAGUUUAAUAGAUCAUUUUUAGGAUGAAUAAUUUGUUUAUUCAUUUUUUUCAGCAAUAAUGGAAUUGGCUUAAAUCUAAGAACUGAACUCUAUGAAUGGACAUCGAAGAUCAAAGAUGAUUGAUGGGUAUUUGUUAUUUAAAUGUUUUGAGGCUUUCAUUAACAAAGUCUUUAAAUUUUUCUCAUUAAGUGGGAUAGAAGUUCUGUAGGGCUGUUUAUGAAAACAUUGUAGAAGCUAAAAGGUUUGCUUGUUAAUACUUAAAAUAACUUUUUGAUACUGCAAUAUAAUAUUAGUAGGAUAUCUAAUACUUUUCUAUGGUAUUUAGUUUGAUGAUCAAAAAUUCAAGUAAUACUGAAUUUAUUCAUUUUGUUAUAUAAAAAUAUGAAGAAUGUAAAACUGACUUAUUUGGCAAUAAUAAAUGGAUAGAUGACUUAGAUGACGAAAUUAUUGAAUGUAAACAUUUUAAAGAUUAUAAUUAGAUUUUGAAUCGAAUUAAAUUCCUUUGCCUUUUGCUGUAAAUAAGAACUAAGAAGAAUAACGAUAAGAAAUUAAAACGAACAUUAAAUAAAAUAAUAAUAGUUCAUAAUAUAAUGAUGAAUAUUCAUAUUCUGAUUCUUCCUUUUUAGAUGAGGUUGAUUUUAUGAAAAAAGAAUUGUAGAUAUUGAAUGUGAAUAUGUAAAAAUGGCUCUGUACUGUUGGAACUCCAUCUAUAAAAUCUAGGAUAGAAUAUUUAAGUGAUGAACAUCAUUUCGAAUAUUUAAUGUCUUUUAUUUUUAACCCAUUACAACAUGAGACAAUUUAAGAUUGGGUAUAUAAUAAAUUUAUUUUUAGGAAGAUAAAUUUAAUGAUCUUGAAGUUAAAGUUGAAUAAACUGAUUAUAAAGUAGAAUCAUAUUUACCCUCUAAAUAUGAAUUAAUUAGAUCUUAUAAAACUACCUUAAUAUUUUUGACUGAUGAAAACUUUUAGGUAAUGAUUCAAAUUAUCCCUAAAUUAAUUCAUUUGCUAUGUAAAUAUUUAUAUAUUAUAUUUAAGUGUAUCAAAUAAAAAUAAGUCUAGAAGAAAUAAACAAAUCAGUUAAUCUAUUGCAUAUAAGUUGUAUUUUAGAUAAAUUUCUUUAAAAAUACCCAAAAUCCACUCUACUUUUUAUGAUAGAAAUGGAUCUAUUUUAAAUUCUUGGAAAAUAUAUUUACAAUAAUAAAUUAGCUACUAUAUUAGUAGAUGUCUUAGAUAUAUAAAUUGAUAGAUAUUGUAUUGGAACUUAGUGCUAAGAAUAAUUAUGGAAAUAUUUUUAACAAAUUAAUUGGUUUGAAACUAUUUCGACUCAUUUAGUAAAUAGUAAUUUAAAAUUUUUAAUUUUGGAUAUAAAAGAAAAUCAGAAAUUUACAUAAAUAUUCAGAUCGAUUGCAUAAAGUGAAUAAGAGAAAAUACCAGCAAUAAUUGAUUGUGAUGAGAAAAAGAAUUUAACAGAUUUUCUUGGAACAUUAUAAGAAGGUAAGACAAUGGAAGAAUAUUAUAAUACAAAUUAAUUGAAUUGGCAAAUUAAUUAAAAUUAAAGGGAGCAUCUUUCAUAUAGUGAAAUUGAAUUACAAGAUAUUGAUGGAUUAAAGUAUUUUGCAGAAGAAAGAGAUUCAAAUUUAUAACGAUCAUAACAUAGAAUUAAAACAUAAUUAAUGAUUAAAUCUAUCAAAUUUACAAAUCAAAUUAAAAGAAAACCUUCAGAAGUUAUGAGAUAUACUUAAAUUAAUAAACCUAUUUUAAGAGGAUUUCAUGGACAUAAAAGAUAUUGUGAAAGCAUAGAUUUUUAAUAUGAUACCAUAAGAGAAGAUGAAAAUACAUAUGUUGAAUCUAAACUUCAUAAUUCUAAUCCGGGAAGUCGUAAGACAAGUCAAUAAAUUUCAGAUGAUGGAGAAGAUGAUUUAGGAUCUAUUUCUCCUAGAAAACUUAAAAUAUAUCCUGGAUAUAAAUUACAAUUACAUGUUAGUGAAUUUGAAAAAAAUGAAAAUAAAUUUAAAAUUAAUAAACUUUAUUCAUCAGAAACAAUUUAGAUACUUAAAUUCUAAAUUACUGCGUUAUUUAAUUUUUUAGAUUUACAACAUACAAAUAAGAUUAAAGUUGAACAAUAAAAAAUUGAUAUCAAAUCAAUAAUUAACUCUUUAUUAACUUUUUAAAUCAUUAUGAAACUUCAUUAGUUUUUUUUAUAUAAUAUCUUAAAAGAAGAAUCAUCAAUAGAGUUCUAAUUAGCAGAAGAAUGUGGAAUAAUUGUUAAUAAAAUUUAUAAAUAUUCUUUACUCUAUUAAGAAUUGCUUGAAAUUAAGCCUAUCUUAUAGGAAAUUUUUUUAUAGGCAGCAGAAUACCUAUGUAAAUUGAUAGUUAAAACAUAUCAAAAUUCUAUUAAAAAUAAUUUUCUUGGGAAUCCUAAAAUUUAAACAUUUUUACUUCUUACUUUUAAGCAAGGAUAUUAAGUAUUUAAUUUUGAUCAUCAUUCCAAAGAAGAAUAGGGUGUAUAUAAAUUUUUUCAUUCAACUGUUAUACAUAUAAUUAUUUAUUGGUUUUUUAAUAGUUAAAAUAAUAGCGUAUAUUAAAAUAUCUUUUUGAAGUAUAAUUUAAUAUAAUAUUUUAGAUUCAUUACUUUAGUUUUUGCUAAUGCUCCACCUGUAAUUUUGAGUAGUAUCUUAUUUAGACUAGGAUUAAUAGGCUUACUCUUUGAUGCAAGUGAACAUGCUAUUUUAUCAGAUAGUCUUCUUACUCAUAUUAAAUGUAUUGUUUAUUCAAUCAAUGCUUCAAUAUCAUAUAGAUAAUUGACUAAUAUUUAGUAGAAUCUUUAAUGUCUUGAUUCAUGGAAAAAACUAGUUGAUGCUAACUCUAAUGGUGAACUAUCAAUCUACAAAGAUAUUAAUUUUAUCAUUAAUCCUAACUUUAAUUUUAAACAUACUAAAAUAAACUUCUAUUCUACUUAAAUGUCAAUUGAUAAUAAUGAAUAAAAUAAAUCACCUAAAUUUAGUAGGAUGAAGGAUUAAUACAAUAUAUAAAGAAUUAAAGGAAAUUAUAAAGCUUAAAAUAAACUUCCUAAAUUAAAUCCUAUUCAUGAGAAAUAAAAAAUUUUGUCAAAAACUUUUAGCACAAAUUUUAAACUAUGA